GCCACCUAUGAUUCGCACGAAAACGCGCUCCGGUGAAAUUCAAGCGAGAGAAAGCAGUUGUAACGCAUAUGGCGUGUUGAUAUCGCAAUUUACUGCGACUUUAAUUCGCGUGUAAAGCCGUCUCGCGCGAAACAAAUAUGAAGAUAAUUUCAGCUCGAGUUCGCGAGUACCAUGCAUGGCGUAUUUUGGUCGUGAGCGUAAUUUCGCUCUUGGAAGUGUUUUUUGUUUCUCGAAUGGGGGUUUUCGUUAGACGAAAACUUACAACGUAUCGUGAGUAAGUAAUCAAGCGCGUUGCUCGCGUAUCGACAUUUAAAGUGCUUGGCGAACCAACAUUUGACGAGUGCCGAUGCGAGUGAGGAAGCUCCAGACGGCACGAAGGACGUCAUCCCCUUUAGAAGGGCUGCAGACAGACGAACCCUCCAAGCUCCCUUUCCCCACCUUCGCCUCAUCGCCAUAGCAACCCCUUGCAUUCAGGAGCCAGACUAACCAACCGACCGAUCUCUGCCCCUCGUGUCGUCUCGCUCUUCACGCUGCUGAAAUACCCACACAAAACAUAGCUCCACUCUCUCGGCCUCCCCCUCGCGUCUCAAUACGGACCGUAGCAGGACGAUCUUGUGAAUUGAACGGCGAAUCGGCGCAAAAGUGCUAUCGGCUACUUCGCAAAUGAGGUCAAAACACCCUCUGCCUCGGCGUUUCCAUCAGAAAAUUUCUCGCGACCGCUGCUUAAUAACCUCCAAUCGGCGCUCGAGUUUCCCUCGGAGCGGUUAUUCAAAUUGAAAAUCGCGGAGGAUUAUACGGGGACUGCUGCGUACGGUAAAAGUAUCGCGAAGAAUAGUCUAGAUAAUCUCGCAGUCUCGCGCUGCUCCUCCUAAGUUGGCAGGAAUUCAGGAACGAAUCUACGUAGCGAACAAUAAAACUUGGAUGUACAACCGUUGGCUGUCGAGAAAGAAAGAGAAAGAGAGAGUAGCGGCGGAGGGAAAUUUUGCCAGGAAAUAUUAAUCGCAACGUUUUAGAGACGUGUGUCACGGGCAGUACAGGAUUUUAAUUAGCGCAAGGCGUCUCUAGCUUCCACUGGCGAAGCCAGUGAGAAAUUAUUAACUACUUAUUCCUUGACAAGUCCGUCCCUGCGAGCAAUUCGAGACCCCCGCAUGUACCCCUCUCGGUAAUUGAGCAAUUUCUUGGGCAUAACAGGGAACAUGGUAAUUCUUGCGUUUUCGCACAAUACAGAAUGGACUCUAUAUCGUCUCGUUGUGGUGAUCGCGGCCCGAGAGCUCGUCAGACAACUCAGCGGGCCGAAUGAUCGCCACUCAUUCCCGAAAUUGUCCCCGUCGUGCAAUUUUUCCGUCGCCUCGGCUGUGUCGAAUUCGACGCGACACGCAGGUGGAAACUUGGCGUCCGCGACGAUCCGGCCGUUUAAAGUCCACGACGUCGCGUCUACUCCACGUCAGUCGCGUACGUCGACGGUGACGGUCCCCGAGGGAUUUCCACGCGGUGAGGAACACCUCUGAGAAAGUUUGAUCGCGCACGCAGAGUAAGCGAGUCAGCCGAUCAGUCGGUAGCAGUGGAUUAGCUUGUAGUCUCGUGGAAAAGCGCGCAGGCAAUUUCGCCGUGAAAAAUGAAAGUACUUCCGCUGCUCGUUACGUUCGUGGCUUUAAUCGCCGGCCAGGAUACGAGAACCGUGGUAUACCCGUCCAACGGAAAUGGCUCGUCCUCGGUAGAGAUAGGGGGUAAGAUCGAGCCGGUGCCUCAGCCGGAUAUGACGCUCAGGGUGGUCUCUGCGAGCCUCUUGCCGCCGCAGCUGCCGCCGCCGCCGCCGCAGCCGCAGCCGCAGCCGAUGUUGCCCUCGGAUUACUUUUUCCCCGCGCCUCAAAGAGCGUUUUUGCAUCAUAGAAGCGAAAACGUGCCGUAUGGAUACGAGUAUCCUAAUAUUGGAUAUCCGGUGGCGCAGGCGGUGGAACACUCCAUCGUGCCGUCGUCGAAACAGCUCGUAAUAGUCAGUUUUAUCGGACUGUUGUUGCUGUUGGCGAUUAUACAGAACACGCUGAGCUCCGUUAAGCGGAAAGACGCGAUAAUGGAUUUGUUAGCGUCCAGGCAAAAGCGGGAUGUCUACGCAACGCGCGAUUUCGGGUCCGUGACUCCGGAGGAGGAAGAGAUUCUUAAUAACGAUGCCAGAGUACGAUGCAUACAAAGGACGAUCUGUCUGGAGAAUCGCAAGCUCUUCAGAGACCUGGGCGCGCCCGGUAAAAUGCUGGCGAGGUACUUGACGAACGGCAUAGAAAAAUCGCUGAAGCCAUCCUCAGGUUGGGACCGUCUCGUGAGGGACGCGGGAGCAGCGGGAAUUCGAGGCGAGGACUGCGACGUGCUUUAUAGAGACUGCGACAUACCCGUGACGAGGAAGAUGCAGCAAGUUUCGGACAUAGUCUCGGCAGACGCGAAAAACCGCGAUAUCUCGGGUUCGAACCGCUAAUUGUCGGAAGCGAGGCGCUGCUUCGUCCGCGCGUCUUCGCCUCCGCCUCUCGCGACACACGCCCGAAAUGCGAAAAUGAAAUCUCUUCUGUGGAUGAUAAAAUGAUUAACGUGAAUGAUUUCGGAAUCGAUAUUUUUACUUCCAAUGCGAAUGAGAAUGUAACACGCACUGAUUGACCGAUAAAACGAUGCAUCCCCCGUGACACUCCAGGCAUGUCGUAUCAACGCAACGUCGACUUAGGAUCACAACAUCGUACGAGUAAAAGGCUCGGCGAUAUUAAUGAUUUUUUUAAAUUUUAAUUACAAUAUGUGUUUUUUUGUGUUUUAUCCGCUACAAACAUCGACAUCUAGCCUGAACUAUUUUAGGUAGCAGUCCGCUAUUGUACACACACUUUCUCUCACUGGCACACCCUUUCUCUCUCGUCGUCGGAGUAUACAUAAGAAAAGAACUAUCAAAUUGCGAACAGAAUGGAACGAUCGCGCAUUCGGCAUUUUAUGUGUUGUUAGCUUUCGUUUGUAUUCGUCCACUGUGCACUUCCGUGUCUCACUCACUCACUCACUCUCUCAUUCUCUCUCUCUCUCUCUUCCUUUCUCCCUUUUUCUCUUGCAUUUCGCAGUUUUUUCUUCCUCUUUCCGUCUCAGCUAAUCGUCUAUAAUAAUAUAUUCAAUAAUGUAUUAUCGUUAACGUUAAGGCAUUAGUCUCCGUUUCAUGCAUUUUUCAUGUGUCUCAGUUUCGAUAACGGCGGACACGCAAAAACGAGAAAUCGUGAUCCCGAAAUACGAGUACGCACAGUGGCCUGCAAAAAAAGCAAAGUCAAUACAUGGAGACGAUACGAUUUUCCGUUUGAACGAUUAACAAAACGGAUUUUACCCCGCGGAGAUAAUUACUUCUUAUGCAGGGUAUUUACAUAUAAAAUAAUUGUACAUCUGCUACACCACUUUUCGAGUUCCGGGACGACGUCUCUCUUUCUCUCUUUUUUCUCUCGCUCGCUCUCUUUUUCUUUCUGUCUGUCUCUCUCUUUCUCUCUCUGCGGAACUUGGCGCGCCCACCAUAGUAACACGCUAAACGCGUAUAAACUUACACUUAAUAUAGACGUGAGAUCGCUCGUUACAAUAGUCCAGGCUUAACAAAACACGAAGGAAAUGAGAACAUAUUGCUAGAACCAUUUACGCGAUUAGUCUGAUUUCAUUUUGGCAGCGCCGAUGACGAACUCUGCUUGCUUUCCUAUUCAUGCUUUCAAAGAAUACAGUUUAAUCGUAUAAUAAUGUUGUGUUACAAAUAUCGCUUGUGGAAAUAUAAAGUAACAUCUCGCGUGUUUCACAUUCUCGUAGAUUACGUUUCAUUGAUGUCAAUUUACACGUUGUAGAUAUUUUAUACUUUUGUCGUCGAGGUCGCUUCAUGUCACAUGGAUAAAACGUAAAAAUUGAAAAAGUCCGCGCAUAAAAAAAAAAAAGAAA
Messenger RNA from Odontomachus brunneus, 3924 nucleotides. RefSeq lists its product as uncharacterized. The coding region runs from base 1616 to 2467 and encodes 283 amino acids. Lineage: Eukaryota; Metazoa; Arthropoda; Insecta; Hymenoptera; Formicidae. The transcript has 4 exons. The record is from RefSeq and is a predicted model, not a curated record.